UGCGAGCCAUAGAAAGUACGUUUCAGGCGGCGCUCCAACACCACCUUCGCAUCAUGUGCACUGCGCUCUUUGAGCUCCAAGAGUACGAGACCGACGACGGCCAGCGCCACGUGCGGCUCAUCGUGCUCCACAACCGCGACGAGUGGCUCACGCGGGACACGGCGCCGUGCGCGUGGUGGGCGCCGCCCGAUGGCACCAUCUUUGCCCGUACGCCUUCAUGAUCCUUCUCAUCCAUCAUCCGUGGACUACAUUAGCGCGCGACCUCAUUCGCGGUGGCACCUGGAUGGGCAUUCGCAAGGAGCAUGCCAUAGUCCGCGCCGCCUUCCUCACCAACAUCCGGUACAUGCCGCCGGUGCAUGGCAAACUUAGCCGCGGGAAUGUGAUCAAGGACUUCUUGGAGGGUACGAUGAGCACGGCGAGCUACCUCAAGGAGCUUGAGGCGUCCGGCCACUUGUACCCGGGAUUCAACUUGAUUGUCUUUGACGGCGCGUCGCUCGGCCACCUCUGCAACUUUGUGCACGGCGAGUACGUUACGGAAAGCUCGCUUCUCAAGCCAAACGUCAUCUACGGCAUGUCCAACGGCCCGUUCAGCGCGCCGUGGCCCAAGGUCGUCCAGGCCAAAGAAGCGAUGGCCGCCUGCGACCGGUCGGGGCCGGCCAUGGAGAUUUGCCAUCGGUUGCUGCCCAUCAUGGCCAACUCGCAGCGCAUCCAGAACGAAGACGAGCUGCCAAAGACCGGGCACACGAUCGAGAUGGAGUUCAAACUCUCGAGUUUGUUUGUCGAAACCAAGGAGCCGCAUGUCGACUACUGCACCCGCACGAUGAUCGCCAUGGUGCUCGACUCGAACCCAGCCGAAGACUGCUGCAUUGUGGAGAAGGACUUGGCGCUCGCUACGCACACGUGGAUGACUCGGUCGUUCACACUCUAGACGUGUAGUACAUCGCUCACGAACGAAUAUAAACCAUUUUGCCCAAGAA
Messenger RNA from Saprolegnia diclina VS20, 977 nucleotides. RefSeq lists its product as hypothetical. NCBI's taxonomy places the organism in Eukaryota, Oomycota, Saprolegniomycetes, Saprolegniales, Saprolegniaceae. The record is from RefSeq and is a predicted model, not a curated record. The coding region runs from base 218 to 928 and encodes 236 amino acids. The transcript is spliced from 3 exons.